This is a messenger RNA of Punctularia strigosozonata HHB-11173 SS5, 2067 nucleotides long. RefSeq lists its product as uncharacterized. Lineage: Eukaryota; Fungi; Basidiomycota; Agaricomycetes; Corticiales; Punctulariaceae. The record is from RefSeq and is a predicted model, not a curated record. The transcript has 17 exons. Gene Ontology annotation, biological process: DNA-templated transcription; regulation of DNA-templated transcription. The annotation marks the transcript as partial. Gene Ontology annotation, molecular function: zinc ion binding; DNA-binding transcription factor activity, RNA polymerase II-specific; DNA binding.
AUGUCGAAGAGUGGUCGCGGAGACGAUUCUGAGGUCCGGUUGAAACAGCAAGAGAUCGAGCAGAAACGCGCGCGAGGCGCGAUAUCCUGCGCUGAAUGCCGGCGUCUGAAGCUUAAAUGUGACAAGAGCGUACCUUGUGGAUCGUGCAGGCGCAGAGGAUGCGAGUCCAUAUGCCCUAAGUAUACUGAUCGUGCUCGCAGCUUUGUACUGGCCGAUACAGAUCGGUUGCACAAGAAGAUGGCAGACAUGAGCGAACGCAUCAGGCAACUUGAAGACGCACUCUCAAUCGCGCAGUCGUCUUUGAGCCAUGAACCGCAUCCAUUGCUUUCAGCGGACAAGAUGAAAAUCAAAUCGAACCUGGAAAUGCACGCUGCUGUCAACGAAGAUAACGACGCAGGUUUCGGUCCGAACGGGCAGAACGAAAGUGAUACCGACUAUAUCGAUGCUUUCGGGACUUUGGCCGUGCAUGAAGACGGCGGGUCAACAUUCUACGGCCGUUCAGCUGGUUCAGAGGGAACUGAAGAUGGACCGCCUACGCCCCUCGCCUCAGCAUCGAGGGAUGCCGCUACCAUACUCCCUCCAGACAUCGCACACUACUCCUCUUCCCUCCCUCUUGCCCUUGGACCGCUACCGCCAAUGAGCUUCCAGGACAUGAUUCGGCGUUAUCUACCGCACUGGGAACGUGCUAGAGAGCUGGCCGACAUUUACGAGGAAUACGAAAUAUGGUUUUUCCAGGCUGUCACCCGUCGUCAAUUGGAAGAGCAACUGCUGCCAAUGUUCUAUGUCGAGGCUCCUCGCUCGACUACCUCUCUUCCGAGACCGGGUCCGCAUGAUCUUUGUUCACAAAGGGCCGUGGUGUUUGUGGUUUUUUGUCUCGGAGCCAUCUUCGACAGAAACCGCCCAGCCCCUCCGGAGAGGAACGCCGAGUCCGAACUGUAUUAUCAUCUCAGUCGGGCUGCAUUAAACUUACAGCCUAUACUCGAGCAUCCCUCGUCGUUGUCGACCGUCCAAACGUUCUCCACCCUGGCGAUAUAUCAAGCCCUCACCUGCGACGACAAUGCCAUAGAGGGCCUCUGGGCAAACAUGGGCUUGGCUACGAAGCUCGCACAGAGCGUGAAUCGGGAUUGCGCGAGAUGGGGCCUCUCGAACCUCGAAAUACACGCACGCCGAUGCUUGUUCUGGGAAGUGUGUACCACUGACUGCUGGGUUAGUCUGGCGACCGGACGAAUACAAUCAUUCCCAAUAGCCCACGUCGACUGCGAGCUAGCACUUGACCCGGACCAGACCCUUUCUGAAGAUGGACAAGUCCAGUCCAGUCUACCGGCUUGGAAAGCCCGCUUUGGAGCGAAGUGUUUAUCUGUUCUCGCGGCAUCACUCACGGCAAAGGUCCCUAAAUACAGCACCAUCUUGGAUAUCGAUCGUCAAUUUCGAGAUAUGGAACUCCCCCACUUUGCUCAAGGCGGAGUUCCACAGAAUGUCGGGUUGAGUGCGACCAUGCAGUACUUCAUGCCACAAAACUAUACGCGGUAUGCCAUGAUGUACCUCCAUCGUGUGUUCUUUGCCCAAGCACUUGUAGACCGGACCGGAGAUCCGCUGAAAAGCCCAUACGCGCCGUCUUUUCUUGCCGGAUAUCGCGCAGCAUGCGAAACUGUCAGCCUGCUUAGGCAGCAGUUCGAUCUCUUUCCUUUGGAAUUGGCCAGGGUAUGGGUGCUUUGGACACAUGCAUUCAGCGCUACGUUGAGUACUGCCAUACUUCGUCUCGUAUUUAUGAUCACGUCGGUUGUCACACAUGCAUCAAGGUCCAAAGUUGCUCAAUCAGCUCUUGAGGAGAUGGACAAAGCCCGUGCUCUCUUUGAGGAUGCUGCCCGGAUUGGUGGUCGCGCGGUCAAGUUUGUGCCUAAAGUCCGGCACUUCUUUGAGAAAGCUCACCAAGCAUUUUACGCAAGUCAAGGGCAGGACGUUCGCAGACCGGAUAUUUUCUCACCGCGUGGCGCCGAUGAAGACAAGGAAAAACUUCACAUCUUCUUAGGAAGGACGAACAAGGUUUCCACGAAGUCGGCGAGCUCA